Messenger RNA from Rubroshorea leprosula, 1737 nucleotides. The record is from the annotation of a GenBank genome assembly. NCBI's taxonomy places the organism in Eukaryota, Viridiplantae, Streptophyta, Magnoliopsida, Malvales, Dipterocarpaceae.
AAAUUUUUUUUCUUGUCUAAGCAGUGUGUUUGUCAUCACUUUCUUUAUAGUUUUGGAAUUCUAUGUUUGUGUUUGUUAUGCAAGGCUAAGGAAAAAUAUAAUUAGAAGUGCAGUUAAUGGAAGGUCUUCUGUUGAGCUUGCAACGUUUUAUUCCUGGCCAAGGAAAAAUAUAAUUAGAAGUGCAGUUAAUGGAAGGUCUUUGGUUGAGCUUGUAACAUUUUAUUCCAGUGCUGGUGUUUUACAUCAAGAAGAUUGGUAAUAUGAACUCAACCGUGGAACUACUCUCGUGUGAUUGGAAUUCGAGGUUUCUUUACAAAUUUCACACUCUUUCUAUCAGAGGCUAGAUGAUGCUGAUCAGUCUGGUGGUGGAUAAGGAUUCAAGAUUCUAUCUAUUAGUAUACACAUCAUCAUGUUAAAGCAAUUCUGCUGCAACUUACGAUGCCAUGGCAGGUAAUAUUUAUUUCAAUCUACAUGCAAUCUUAUCUAUCUAAUGCUUGCAUUUGGUUUGCUGUGUGAACUAGCAAUUCACUUUUUUGUGGAGUACUGCAUUUUUUGUCCCUCACCAUUGGUUGCAUUGCCUUUUAAGAUAUAGAAACCCUAGAUGGAAUAAACUAGAAAGAGCAAAGGUUUGAUGUAGGGUGGCUCUUGGUUAGCAAGACCCUUCAACUUUUGAUGCUAUGAGCAAGUAAUAUUUAUUUCAAUCUACAUGCAAUCUUAUCUAUCUUAUGCUUGCAUUCAGUUUGCUGUGUGGUAGAGUCCUGCAUUUUUUGUCCUUCACCAUGGUUGCAUUGCUUUUAGGAUAACUCUGGAUGGAAUAAACUAGAAAAAGGAAAGGUUUGAUGUAGGGUGGCUUCUUGGUUGGCAAGACCCUUACCUGAAAAAUUGAUAAGGGAUCCUACUUUACCUUUUGUUUGCCAUUGCAACUUAUGCAACAUCUUGGGAGAACUUAGAUGAAAAGACGAGCAAUUUCUUCAAAGAUGCUUCUACCAUUCUGGUCAGUAUCAUUUUGAGGAGAACUUGCUUAGCUAGACAAUAAGCUAAAAGAGCAUGAGUUUAUAUGGAGACUUAUGGCCGCGCAAAGAAUCAGCCAAAGGUCAGAUAUACUUUCACACAAGAAUUGCACUAAAUGUAUUUUCUGAGCUGCCAAGUGUAAGUUGAUACAACGCUUGAGCUCCUUUAGGAAAUUCAAUAGAGUAAAUAAAGUUUGAGGAUGGAGAUUUGUAAGAGUACAAGAGAAAGUGACCAAAUUUUGCACUUGAUAUUAUCCUUGAACCUUAAUGAAAAGAUGAAAGUAGAGUUGGAGCACAAUUAUCUUUUGCAGGCUGAAAUUACUGUUCUAAAACAGUCCUUAUGGAUGCUUAUCUUGAGCUUCAUGACUUUUGAUUCUUCAAACAGUAUUGCUCUGCAUUCCUCUGCCUCCCAGGGCCAUAUUGAGAUUUCUUUAUCAAAAUCUCAAGCUGGUCCCUUGGGGUUGUCCUCUUACACUCUCUGCAAUUGAACACCAUUGCCAUUUGUGCAGCAGGGAAAUUUACUGGGAUCAAUCUGUAUCUUGGUCAAGAUGGCAGGGUAUUCGAAUGGAAAGGGUUCCUUGGAUCCAAUACACAAAGCAAAACUAAAGCAAGAGCCAUUUAACUCUGAUUUCCACUGGAGAACCCAUAUCCAAGGAUUUUUAGGGUGUUGCUCUAUUUGAGUGAAGGGAGACUGCCUGAAAACAGGUAAUAUAUGAUCUUGGAUAGU